AUGAUUUUCUCACGCCUCAUCUCGCUCAUUCUGCGAGUUUCACAAUUUGUAUUUGCAGCCAUCGUUCUUGGCCUGACUGCCUACUUUGUCUACAAGAUUGAAAACCCAGAUCGUGGACCGCGGGGCCGUCGUGACCGUCGUGACCGUUGGGAUGACGAUGACCGGGACCCUCUUGGUCGACUGAUAUUUGCUCUUGUGUGGUCGUCUCUUUCUAUCAUCUUCGCUGUUAUUUGGGCUAUUCCCACGACGUUUGCUAUGAAGGGAUUUAUUUCCGAUUUCAUCUUCACAGCAGGUUGGGCUGCUGUCUUCGGACUCCUCGUCGACUGGUUCAACGACGCCAACUGCGGUAGCCCAUGGGCAUGGGGCGGUUUGUCACUGAGGCGCGGUGAUACCUGCGGCCAAUGGCGUGCUGCCCAGGCUUUCUCUUUCUUGUCCUUGAUCACCUGGUUUGCAACUGGCAUCCUCGGCAUUAUUAUGGUGCUCCGCCUGAGACGCCGCGCGGCAGCAGCGUAA
Molecule: messenger RNA, 513 nt
Organism: Bipolaris victoriae FI3
Lineage: Eukaryota; Fungi; Ascomycota; Dothideomycetes; Pleosporales; Pleosporaceae
Exons: 2
Coding region: 1-513 (170 amino acids)
Cellular component (GO): membrane
Source: RefSeq, a predicted model, not a curated record